AUGACACUAAGCCUAUUUGAUCAAUUCCUAAGCCCCGCUCUCAUAGGGGUCCCAUUAGCAGCCGCCGCUCUCGCCUUACCCUGAGCUCUAUUCCCUCGCCCAACCCUGCGCUGAGUUAACAAUCGACUCUUAACUCUCCAAAAUUGAUUCUUCGGUCAAUUUGCCCAACAAAUCUUCCUACCAAUUAACAUUGCCGGCCAUAAAUGAGCAGUGCUCCUGACAUCCUUAAUGCUUUUUCUUAUUACACUUAAUACGGCAGGCCUUCUUCCAUAUACUUUCACACCAACUACACAACUAUCCAUAAACAUAGGCUUCGCCGUACCACUAUGAUUAGCCACCGUAAUCCUUGGAAUGCGAACCCAGCCCACCCACUCCUUAGGCCAUCUUCUCCCUGAAGGGACACCAACUCUCCUUAUUCCCGUCCUAAUUAUUAUUGAAACAAUCAGCCUUUUUAUUCGCCCUCUUGCCCUGGGAGUCCGUCUUACCGCAAAUCUCACCGCAGGACACCUCCUGAUUCAACUAGUAUCCACCGCAACCUCCGUUCUCCUAAUAACCAUACCUGUACUAGCCGUCUUAACCGCCACACUUCUUUUCCUAUUAACUCUCCUAGAAGUCGCAGUUGCAAUAAUCCAGGCCUAUGUUUUUGUUCUUCUCUUAAGCCUCUAUCUUCAAGAAAACGUAUA
Messenger RNA from Gambusia affinis (western mosquitofish), 683 nucleotides. The record is from the annotation of a RefSeq genome assembly. Lineage: Eukaryota; Metazoa; Chordata; Actinopteri; Cyprinodontiformes; Poeciliidae.